AUGCAUUCUAAUAGCGCAGGAGUUAUUGGGCUAAAUGUAGCUCUGGUUCUUGCGGAAAAGGGCUUUGCCAAAAAUACAACCAUCGUUGCCGAGCACCUUCCGGGUGAUACAUCCAUCAACUACACUUCCCCAUGGGCUGGUGCCAACUUUUCUGCAAUUUCUGCAAGUGACAAGAACGCAUUACGUUGGGACCGACUCGGAUACGAAUAUCUAUUACGCCUUGCAAGUCAGGAUGGCGCGAGAGCAUUUGUUCAGGCAACACCUUCAACAGAGUACUGGGACGAAAAGCCCGCCCCGGAGAAGCUGACAUCAAUGAUGUCAUAUCUUAAAGAUUUCAAAGUUAUACCAGAUAAGACCUUACCGGAAGGCGUAGCGUUUGGCAUUACCUUCACAACGGUGACACUGAAUGCGCCGAUGCAUUUGGGCUACCUUAUCCAGAGGCUCACAGAAGAAUACGGUAUUCAGGUCAUUCGCAGAAGGGUUUCAGGGAUUCAGUCAGCUUUUCUUACCCAAGAUACAAAGGUGGUGUUCAACUGCACAGGAAAUGCCUCCCGACUCUUGCCCGGUGUUCAAGAUUCCAAAUGCUUCCCGACCAGAGGCCAAGUAGUACUGGCCAAAGCUAGACACGUCACUCAGAAUGUGAUCCGACACGGAAAAGACUACGAGACGUAUAUCAUCCCCAGACCUGGCUCGAACGGAAAUGUGAUACUAGGUGGAUUCAUGCAGAACGGUAUUAGAACGGGCGACACUUUUAAGGAGGAGACUGAGUCAAUUCUGUCACGAACAAAAUUAUUACUGCCUGAUCUUGAUUCUCCAAGGACAGAACAACUCGCCGUUUUCGCAAGUUUACGGCCCUCACGAAAAGGGGGUGCCCGAAUUGCCAAGCAGGAAAUCAUUCUUGAUGAUGGAAAGCGCACAGGAAUGAUUGUUCAUAACUAUGGCGCUGGAGGAACUGGAUUUCAGGCAGGAUAUGGGAUGGCGACUGACGCGGUUGGAUCCGCCGAAGAAACUCUGCGAUAUAUCUCAUUACACUCGGACGGGCCACGGACGCGACUCUAG
Molecule: messenger RNA, 1059 nt
Organism: Clonostachys rhizophaga
Lineage: Eukaryota; Fungi; Ascomycota; Sordariomycetes; Hypocreales; Bionectriaceae
Source: the annotation of a GenBank genome assembly